AUGCCACAGCAACAGAACAGUUUUGACUUCAAAUUUAGCCAAUGCUUUGGGGACAAAGCAGACAUUGUGGUUACUGAAGCAGAUAUCAUCACAGCGACAGAGUUCGACCACACGGGAAACUUUUUGGCAACGGGAGACAGAGGGGGCCGCGUUGUACUCUUCGAGAAGAAUAACAGCAAGCACUGUGAGUAUAAAUUUCUCACUGAGUUCCAGAGCCAUGAUGCAGAAUUCGACUACUUGAAGUCGCUGGAGAUUGAGGAGAAGAUUAAUCAAAUUAAAUGGUGUCGGCCGACGAACCAGUCUCAUUUUUUGUUGAGCACAAACGACAAGACUAUUAAACUGUGGAAGAUAUAUGAAAAGAAUAUCAAGCUUGUGAGCGAGAAUAAUCUAUCCGAGGGGGUAUUCAACCAGCGCGUGGCAGGUUCUGGUUCCGGUUCUGCAAAGGCCGUCCUAUCACUACAAGCCCUGAGAUUGCCGCGGCUUUCAUUACAUGACAAGAUCAUCGCGGCAACGCCCAAGAAAGUCUACUCGAACGCACAUACAUAUCACAUAAACUCGAUCUCCGUGAAUUCCGAUCAGGAGACAUUCAUUAGCGCCGAUGAUUUGAGGAUCAAUCUUUGGAAUUUCGACAUACCAGACCAAAGCUUCAACAUAGUUGAUAUCAAACCGGCGAAUAUGGAAGAAUUGACAGAGGUCAUUACAAGUGCAGAAUUCCAUCCGACACACUGUAACUUGUUAAUGUAUUCAAGUUCGAAGGGUACCAUUAAGCUUGCAGAUAUGAGGCAGAAUGCCCUAUGCGAUUUCCGCGCGAAGACAUUUGAGGAAUACAUGGAUCCAAUCCACCACAAUUUCUUCACAGAAAUUACAUCUUCUAUAUCGGACGUCAAGUUCAGCCCAGAUGGCCGUUAUAUUGCCGCUCGUGAUUACUUGACUGUAAAGCUAUGGGACGUGAACAUGGACAGUAAGCCUCUCAGGACUAUUAAUAUCCAUGAUCAGCUGAAGGAAAGAUUAAGUGAUGCAUACGAGAAUGACUCUAUUUUUGAUAAGUUUGAGGUGUGUUUUAGCGGUGACAGCUCUAGCAUCAUGACAGGUUCCUAUAAUAACAACUUCAUGCUCUAUCCGAAUGUCGUGAAGACAGGUGAUUAUGCUACAUCUACUUCUCUGGAUGAAAUCGUCCUCCAGGCGGACAAAUCGGCUUUCAAGACAAAGCGCUUAGGUUCUAUAAUGCAGCAGAGUGCAAGGAACAAGGAAUGGGGUGAUGAUAUCGAUUUCAAGAAGAGUAUAUUACAUUUUUCAUGGCAUCCAAGGGAAAAUAGCGUGGCUAUCGCAGCGACGAAUAACUUAUUCAUUUUCUCGGCAUUAUGA
Eremothecium gossypii ATCC 10895 is the source of this 1365-nucleotide messenger RNA. RefSeq names its product protein phosphatase 2A regulatory subunit CDC55 (gene CDC55). The coding region runs from base 1 to 1365 and encodes 454 amino acids. Gene Ontology annotation, molecular function: protein phosphatase regulator activity; protein binding. NCBI's taxonomy places the organism in Eukaryota, Fungi, Ascomycota, Saccharomycetes, Saccharomycetales, Saccharomycetaceae. Gene Ontology annotation, cellular component: cytosol; protein phosphatase type 2A complex. Gene Ontology annotation, biological process: peptidyl-serine dephosphorylation. The record is from RefSeq and is marked provisional. The transcript has a single exon.